Molecule: messenger RNA, 1818 nt
Organism: Racocetra fulgida
Lineage: Eukaryota; Fungi; Glomeromycota; Glomeromycetes; Diversisporales; Gigasporaceae
Source: the annotation of a GenBank genome assembly
AUGUUGAAAGCUGAUGUAGACGGUUCCCCGUCUACUUCAUGGCAAGAAAACCUAUCUGGCACUGGGCUUCCGACAACUACUGUGGAUACUACUACCAUCACGACGACUUCGGCCAGUCCGAAAACGAGUUCUUUAAAUAUUGAGCACUUUGACUUAGAUGAACAAGUUAGCACUCCAAUUGCUUUAGAUAUUCCUCCAGCACCUUUUUCAAAUUCAUUUAGCGAUAUUACACAACCUUCAAACUCCAGUAAUGAAACAAAUGGCGCGCGCCGUCCUUUUAAAUUACCAGCUUCUAAAACUUCUGCGAAGACAAAAAAAAGAAGAAAAAGCCUAAAUGUCACUGUUGAUAGUAUUAUGGAUGAUUCAUUCGUGGACAUGCCAUUGAGUGGUGGCUAUACUCCCGCUAGUUCAAAAAGAAAUGCAGAAUUUCACGCUUUGUUUCGGAGCGUUCCCGAGGAAGAUUUUCUUAUAAAUGCACUUAACCAAAAACCAUCAUUUAAUGAAUCAGAGUACACACCUAACAAAAGCAGUGAAGCUUCAGAUGCGUCAUCAGAAUCUUCAGAAAUGAGCGAUGAAGGUAAAUCACAAGGUGGCCUUCAUAAAAAAUUUGAAUUACCAAAAUUGAAACUUGAUCGAAUCAGAUUUGUACGCAGUGGGUCAUCAUUAGAAAAUGAUGAUAGUAAACAGCAUAAAGAUUCAGAUUUCGAAAGUAAAGUUCAUUCAUUACCUUCAUCUCCCACAAAAAGCGGAUUUGAGGAUGAUGCGUUGUUAAAAGGAAGCAAGGGCCAUCGAUUGAAAUCAAAGUCUAUGGCAGAAUUAAAAUCGUCAGUUCUUGACAUUACCAAUAUUUCUGAUUUAAAAGCUUCAGAAACUAGUGAAGCAGCUCUUCAUCCUAUUUCCCCGCGCACCCAGUCUCGCCAUCUUGUAAGAUCUAAUACAAACCUUAAAAGGCGACGAGCUUCUACGCAAUGCCCAUGUUUAAGGAACGGCCAGCAUUAUGAAAAUGUUUCUUUAGAUGCAACAUUCACAGGAACAGUGGAGAAGUUAUACAAUUUGAUAAUGACAAGCGGGUUUGUAAAACGUUUUAUUAUUGAAGAGGAAAAAUCCAGCAUCGAAGGGCAGCAACAGUACUGGCAGAAUCUCGCGCAAGAAAUUAAGAAGUAUAUUGCAGUACAUCCUUCAGAAUUCCAAGACGAAUCAGGAUCACCGGUUCGGGAGCGUGUGGAAGCUGAUGAAGUCGAAAAAGAUUGGGUUAAGAGGACACAAACUCGAUCCAAAGAGCGUACUCGAUCUUUUCAAAUGCCAACUGAGACUACUGUUAUAGAACAAGCAGAGCCGACACCAACACAACGUCAAAUCGCAGGAGUAUGGGGCACUAUCAUAGAGGUCCAGAGUAUUUUAUCUUCUAUAUUGUCACCGAUAUUUCAAAACAUUUCUAUUCCGUCAACCAAUGCUAUGAUAAUACUCGAUAAUAUCGGAGGAAACAGUGUUCCUGUUUUCGGGCGUGGUCGUAAAAAUGAGUUUUUCUACGAAACUCGACGGCAGGAAUUUGCAUCAUUUCUUGAUGAUCGAAUUGAGAAUGAAGAUGUAUUAUGGCAGUGGCUAAGCGACAAAUCAAAAAUAUACGAAGAUUACCAGAAAUAUCAUGAUCAAUCUGAGAAUGAAGAUGAAUCUCUGCCAAUAUCAUCACAAAAACUGCAUGAAGAGAUUGAAGAUUUACAUAAAUUGUUACAGGCUGCGGAAGGUCACAUUAAAAAAUUGUCGGAUAUUGUUGAAUUUGAGAAGGCUUAUUAUCAAGAGAAAAUAAAAAAACCUUAA